This is a messenger RNA of Gekko japonicus, 777 nucleotides long. RefSeq names its product prostaglandin E receptor 3 (gene PTGER3). Gene Ontology annotation, molecular function: prostaglandin E receptor activity. Gene Ontology annotation, cellular component: plasma membrane. The record is from RefSeq and is a predicted model, not a curated record. Gene Ontology annotation, biological process: negative regulation of gastric acid secretion; adenylate cyclase-activating G protein-coupled receptor signaling pathway; intestine smooth muscle contraction. The transcript has a single exon. Lineage: Eukaryota; Metazoa; Chordata; Lepidosauria; Squamata; Gekkonidae. The annotation marks the transcript as partial.
AUGGCCCUUCUUCCCGGCAACGCCACGGCGCCCUGUGGCUCUGUCUCCAUCGUGUUCCCCUUGACCAUGAUGAUCACGGGCAUAGUGGGCAACGGGCUGGCGAUGCUCUUGGUGUACCGAGCCUAUCACAAGAAGGAGAACCAAAGGAAGAAGUCGUUCUUGUUGUGCAUCGGCUCCCUGGCCCUGACCGAUCUCACCGGGCAGCUGGUGACGAGCCCCAUUGUCAUCUCGGUGUACUUGGCUAACCGGAACUGGGGCGAGGUGGACCCGUCUCUGAAACUGUGCACCUUCUUUGGCAUGUGUAUGACUGUCUUCGGGCUGUGCCCUCUCUUCAUCGCCAGCGCCAUGGCUGUCGAAAGGACUUUGGCCAUCCGAGCCCCGCACUGGUACUCUGGCCACAUGAAGACCAGGGUGACUAAAUCGAUCAUUCUCAGCGUGUGGCUGGCCGUCUUUGCGUUUGCACUUUUGCCCAUCAUUGGCGUAGGGAAGUACGCUCUCCAGUGGCCAGGCACCUGGUGCUUCAUUGGCACCAGGGAUGAUGAGGGCGCAGGGAUGGGCAGCUCAGUCUUUGCUUCGAUUUUUGCUUUCUUGGGUCUCUUCUCCCUCGUUAUCACUAUGGCCUGCAACGUGGCAACCAUUGUCGCUUUGGUGUGUCGGUGCCGAACCAAAAGCUCCAGGUCUCAGUCCAGGAGGCAGUGGGGCCGAAUCACCAUGGAAACCCUGAUCCAGCUGCUGGGUAUCAUGUGCGUCCUCUUUGCCUGCUGGUCUCCCCUUUUG